Penicillium bovifimosum is the source of this 207-nucleotide messenger RNA. RefSeq lists its product as uncharacterized. The record is from RefSeq and is a predicted model, not a curated record. The coding region runs from base 1 to 207 and encodes 68 amino acids. NCBI's taxonomy places the organism in Eukaryota, Fungi, Ascomycota, Eurotiomycetes, Eurotiales, Aspergillaceae. The transcript has a single exon.
AUGAUACAGAAGUUUCUGACACAAAGCAAUCCGUGGCCCACCGCAAACCCUCCCACGACCACCAAGUCCCUGCCUCAGCCCGACGACUGGGUCUCCCAGCUGGAGAGAUUGGUGGAACUGGCCGAGCGUAUCGGCUGGGCCGGCUGGGGAAAGUUGCUUGCGGCCUUGUCUAUGCGAGAAGACCCUGAAGCACCUCGGAGGCGGUAG